This is a messenger RNA of Strongylocentrotus purpuratus (purple sea urchin), 3751 nucleotides long. It is a transcript of the gene cnep1r1, whose product is annotated as nuclear envelope phosphatase-regulatory subunit 1. The coding region runs from base 109 to 573 and encodes 154 amino acids. The transcript has 6 exons. Lineage: Eukaryota; Metazoa; Echinodermata; Echinoidea; Camarodonta; Strongylocentrotidae. Gene Ontology annotation, cellular component: cytoplasm; Nem1-Spo7 phosphatase complex. The record is from RefSeq and is a predicted model, not a curated record.
CUUGCUUGAAACAAGACAUUUGGAUUUUGGAAAAAGAAAAGGACUGGACUUGCAAAACCUUCGGUCGUAAAUCUUUAGAUUUAAAGCCUAAGAGUAAGAGUUUGCCAAAUGAAUGACAAUAUGUCCGUCGAGCAGGUGCAGACUGAAGACCUGAAGGCAUUUGAACAGAGAUUGACCGAGGUUGUUGGAUACCUUCGUCCGUAUGCAUGGAGAUGGACAGUGCUUCUGAUAGUGAUAGCUGUAUGUACAGCAUGUGGGGCCUGGUAUUGGCUAUUAGAUGAAGAAACAUCCAAGGUAUCUUUCAUUCAGUCUUUGAAGAAUCAUCCUUUCUUUGCCAGCAGUGGUUCUACACUUAUUAUUCUAUUUAUGGCAGGCAUUCAUAAAAGAGUGAUUUCACCAGCAAUAAUAACUGCAAGAUGUAGAAAAGUUCUCGCAAAUUUCAACAUGUCAUGUGACGAUACUGGAAAGCUUAUUUUGAAGCCACCUAGGAGUAGGAGUACACCCUACAGACCAAACACUCGAUGGCCUAAUGACCAACAGUCUGAUCAAACCACUCAUCAACACAACCAAUGAUCUACCAACCACACCUAGGUUUGCUAUUAACACUGUGAUACAACUAAGUGCAGUCUUGUUUCUGUGGUAGAGUGAAUGUUUUUGUAUCACAAGAUUAUCGUCUGUUUGGAGUCAGGAUGGUAUUAACUUUAUAUCUAUUGAAAUAUAUGAGUUAAAAGCUAAUCUUGAGCUCUGGUAUUGGAAUCAUAUUUUGAGAGAAAAUUGCUAUUAUUAGUCUGGAUUGUUCAUUUUGCAGUAGAUUGGUUGUUUGAACCAGUGAAAUAAAAACAAACACACCUUACCACAACCUAACAACUUACCGGCAUCAUCUUAGAUUUCUUUUUUAAACCACUCCCAUUUGCACAUAGUGACCCUUGUGUCAGGUCUACUUACCAGGAUUUUUCUUAUCUUUCUAUGCUUAUUUCUCGGCCACUAGAUUUUCUACAAAAUCUGUUUGGCACAUGUCAUUUAUUUGUAACUUGAACAUUUAGUGCAAGUUUUGUUAGAUUAUGUGAGAAUUUAUUUUCUUUAUUUACCAGAACUCAAGCUUAUCUUAAACCUCCUCCUGACUCUCACCAAAGGGUGUGCAUUGCAAUAGUUUUUCAAAUUCUUUUACUCUAGAAUCGUAGCCAGCAAAGGAUUCAUCACCUCAAGAAGUCUUCUUUUCAUGCUGUAAUGUUUUACAUUUGCUAUGAUUCACAUGGAGUUUUAGUAGUUAUAAAUAAAUUUGCCAGAAAUGAAUUUGGUUACAUAGCAAGACACACAAGGUAUGAUAAGACUCAACUCUUUCCUUUUUGAAAGACAUUUCAUGAAUAGAUGGCUAAAUGAUGAUCAAUAUUUGAAUGAUUUAAUUAAAUAGUGUAUCAUGUGGCGUAUAUAAACUGAAUAUACUUCUUUCAUUAUCUCUGUAUAGUUGUUAUAUUGAAAUGUAUUCAUGUUGAAUAUCUUAUGAGCUGCUAAACAUGACACUAUCUUUGUUUUUGUAUCACCUGAAACCCCCAACUGCAAUCGUUUACAUGAAAUCUAUCCAAUUUAAAAUCUCUUCUUAACAUCUAUUUAAAGUCUCUUGGUAAAAUGAAUUAAUUGGACAAGGGGUGUUGAUAUGGCAUCAAAUUGGUUUUGUCAUUUAGACUUCAGCAUAGUCACACUGUGUACAUAGAAUUUGUGUGCAUCAGAAUGUGUCAUUCGUUUUUGAUACAGAUGCAUGGAAAACAAUGAACUGUAAAGCAAAUUGUUUGGUUGGGUAUGAAUUUAAUAAAAUGCCUUAAACCCUUUAAAAAAAAAGGCUUGAUUAGGUGAUAGAUUGGAUGAACAUCUCAUGCUAAGAAGCCCAAACAUUUAAAUGACAUGGUGCAUGGUUUGUUUACCUGACUGCUAUUCAUGAGUAUGCUCUUAAAUCAACCAGGGGACCGACGGCUUUAAGUCCUCUCCAAGGGACUUGGUAAUAAAGAUUAAUGCCAUUCUAAAGGGCACUAGCGGAUUGACUUACAAGACCACUGCUCUACCACUGAGCCGUCGCUCCUCCAUGAAAAGUUCGCCGUGUAAUGUUGUGAAUUUUUCAAUCAUUCAUUGAUUAACUACCAAAAGUGCAAGUUAUGUUGUAUUUCAGCAUUGCAAUAAUUAUACAUUUGGUAAUUGGAGCAAACAAAUAGCAAGAGUUAGUCAGGCUUGGCGCUGUUCAAUAUACCAUAAUUUAUGACAAUAAACCAAUCACUAAGAGUAAACAUUAAAUCAUAAAAAAUUAGUUUGGGUUUGCGCUAGUUUUUGUUUGUUAUGAAAUAUAAGUUAUAUAACUCAAAUGUAUAUACACAAUGUGUAUUAACACUAUUUACACACUCUAAGUGAAUUUUUUACAAUAAAUGCAUCAAUAAUUAAAAUUAAUUAGAUUAUAUUCUUCAAGAUCUGUUUCAAAUAUAUGUCUAAAGCUUCUUCUUGAUGAAUAUUUGAAACAGAGCAUUCCAAAUACAUGCACCAGAAUAUGAAACGGAAUGUUUUCCUAUGUUUGUUUUUACUUUUAUGAGACUAACAUUCUGAUUUUCAUUACUUCUUGUUUCAUAAGCAUAUUGUCCAAAUGUAAAAUAAUCUAUAUAAAAAUGAGGAAGUUUGUUAUUUAAUAGAUCAUGGAUAAAGAUUGUAACCAUGAGACAAUAUUGUUUGAAUACAAUUAUACAAUUGUUAUUUUUAACUCCUAAAAAAAAGCUAAAUGGUGAACGUAACAUUUCUGUUUUAUUUGUAUUGUGAAUGAAAAGUGUAUGAAUAAUUAGUGAGAAUUCAGUUUCAUAUAAAACAAUGAGGAAGUUUGUUACUGAAAAGAUCAUGGAUAGCGAUUGCAACCCUGAGAUAAUAUCCUUUGAAUAAAACUAAUAUUUUUAAUUCUUAAAAAAGGAACUGAAUUGUGAAUGUAACAUUUCCUUAUUAAUAAUUUGUAUUGUCAUUGAAACUGUUGAAAGUAUAUAAUGUCCCUGUCUUAUAAAGAGUAUGGCUGAUCCAAAUCAAUUGUAAGUCCUCCAAUCAAUGGCAAGUUUGCAGACUCCUAUCUCUUAUGUACAUAUGUACAUUGAUAUCAAUCACAAAUAAGUUGCGAUUGAUAUCAACUCUUUAUAAGACGGGGGCCCUGGAGUGAUCAAGAGCCAUCGACUUUUGAUCACUCCUGGGCCUCUGUCAAGUUCUAGGAAAGGUGACAAAUAUUGUUAUUUUCAUUCUUUUUAUGUUAUAGUGUGGAAGAGUAGCAUAGAAAAAUGUUCAGUAAAAGGGAUGGCUCUUCAAAUGUCCUCUCAUUUGAAAUAUGACAAGUAACAGCUAAAGGCUUUCAUCCACAGUACAUGUGCCUCUUAGCAAAGGAGAGCUAAUUUCUUAUCAAUUUGAUGAUUCCAAAACCUCACAAUGUACACUACUACAUACGUGCUAGCUACAUGAUCAACCUUUCCAAUAGCUUCCACGGUCCACCGUUUCUUUCUUAUUGCAAUUGCAUGAUCAGAACUCGACUUUAUCUUGAUAAUCGAAUGGAGGAUAACAUGCAAUCAAUUUUUUUCAAACGAGCACUCUUUCUAUUGAUUAGAGAAUAAUGCAAUCCUUUGUGUACAUGUAUGAUACUUUGAGGUGAAUAUAUAUAUGUAUAAAAUUCCUGUUUUAGUUCUUCAUUAAUGUUUGUUAUGAUGUAUAUUGUAUUAAAGCUACCAAGCAAUGGUAAACGAAAAUA